Dermatophagoides pteronyssinus (European house dust mite) is the source of this 1212-nucleotide messenger RNA. RefSeq names its product E3 ISG15--protein ligase Herc6-like. The record is from RefSeq and is a predicted model, not a curated record. Lineage: Eukaryota; Metazoa; Arthropoda; Arachnida; Sarcoptiformes; Pyroglyphidae.
UGGUCAUAUUGGUGGUAAUGGAAAUAUUGAUAAUUGUAUUGUAAUUUUGGUGUUUUUAAAUGUGAAUAAAAAGUGUUGUGUUUGAUAUAAUUAACAUCGAUUAUGAUGCCCAAAACAGUUGAUAAAAUUGUUGAUAUUGAUAUAUUUCAAGAUGUUUUCGGUUCAAUCGAUAAGAAUUUUAUUAAAUCAAUCGUUUCGAUUGCAAGUCUUUUUGAGGAUGAUGGCAAAAACUUUUUGAUGAUGACAAAAGAUUCUACAUUUGCUUAUGGUGACCAAAUUUGUAAAAUGUUAUCGUUAAAACAUGAUUCAUCCAGACCACAACCAAUUUCUUCAUUGAAUGAUAUGAAAAUCAUUCAAGUUGAUUCUGGUGACAAUUUUGUUGUUCUUCUCACUGAUGAUGGUCGUGUUUAUCUAGCCAGUAAUGAUGAUGUCUGGGAUACGAAAAAAACAUUUAAAUUAAUAACCGUCAGUAAUAAUGAUGAUCGAUUCAAAAUGAUUGCUUGUGGAGAAUCAGAUUUUCUAUUGUUGCGACAGGAUGGUACUGUUUUCAAAAGUUUUGACAGCUCUAACGAUUCCGAAAAAUCUCGACCAAAACGUAUUGAACCUGUUGACGAUUUAAGGAAUGUGAAACUUAUAGCUUGUGGUUUAAGUCAUUGGUUUGCAUUGACAAAAAGAGAAAAACUUUAUUUAUGGGGAAAAAACUAUUAUGGACAAUCAGAUCUUGAUUAUUGUGAUGAUAUUAGUGAGCCAACAUUUGCUCAAUUUCCUAUUGAUUCGAUUGAUAGUCGGGUCAAAGAUAUUGCUUCUGGCAGGUAUUUUUCCUUAAUUUUACUGGAAAAUGGGCAACUUUAUUUUUGUGGCAUUGAUUUGGCUGAUGCUGAUGAAUUCUUCUUUUUAAAAAGUGUUGUUUCACCAAAAUUAGUUCUUAGCCAAGUAGAAAGAAUUGCCACUUCAAAAUAUAAAAGAUUUGCCUUAGCUUAUAGUAAAUCAUCGUAUUAUGUAUGGGGGAGAAUUUACAAACAUCAUUGGCCUUCAUUCACAAAAUUGGAUGAUAAAUUUGAAUCAUUUGCAGCUGUCGUAGAAAAAUUCACUCCAUCACCAUUUACAUUUGGUCUAACAUCAACAUUUUAUCAAACUGAAGAUUGUAAUCAUCCAUUUACCAAAUUUAAAGAAUCGAUUCGUCAAUUAUUUAAUCAUUUACAUCUUCAAUAA